UUUGUAUCUCAGAAACCUCAUCUUUCGAAGAAACCAAAAGCAAACCAGAUUCCCAGCGCCAUGGCUUGCUGUGUCCCCUGCUGCUGCAGCGUCCCCACCGGCCCCGCCACCACCAUCUGCUCCUCUGACAGAUGCUGCCGGUGCGGAGUCUGCCUGCCCAGCACCUGCCCACACACGACUUGGUUACUGGAGCCAACCUGCUGUGACAACUGCCCCCCACCCUGCCACAUUCCCCAGCCCUGUGUGCCCACCUGCUUCCUGCUCAACUCCUGCCAGCCCACCCCGUGCCUGGAGACCAUCAACCUCACAACCUAUACCCAGCCCAGCUGUGAGCCCUGCAUCUCAAGCUGCUGCUGAGCGAUGGCUGCUUUGCUCUGUGCCUGACAAUGAAGAACCCAGAAGCUGUCUACUCAGUAUUCAUUUGCCUCAGUAGUUGAUCAUGAUGUUGAGGCAGACCAGAUGGGCCCAGAUAUGGAAAACCUACCUUUGAUUUUAAUGGAAAGAAAAUCAAGAAUUUCUUUAUGGUUAUUUGCCUGAAUAACCAUUUGGUUCAUUUGGGCAGGUGAACAUCAUCUAUUAUUGAAAUUCUAUUGAAAUCUGUAAGAACCCAGACUAUAUUUUCUUGGUCAUGUUGCUUCUUGGAUCCCAUUUCUUAUAGUGGAUAUUUUCACAGAGUAAAAAAAAAAAUUCUUGAUGGGUUUUCCAAUAAACUUUAUUUCUCUGGCAA
Molecule: messenger RNA, 727 nt
Organism: Leopardus geoffroyi (Geoffroy's cat)
Lineage: Eukaryota; Metazoa; Chordata; Mammalia; Carnivora; Felidae
Product: keratin-associated protein 3-3
Exons: 1
Coding region: 61-357 (98 amino acids)
Cellular component (GO): keratin filament
Molecular function (GO): structural molecule activity
Source: RefSeq, a predicted model, not a curated record